Molecule: messenger RNA, 1290 nt
Organism: Haliotis rufescens (red abalone)
Lineage: Eukaryota; Metazoa; Mollusca; Gastropoda; Lepetellida; Haliotidae
Product: collagen alpha-3(VI) chain-like
Exons: 4
Coding region: 1-1290 (429 amino acids)
Source: RefSeq, a predicted model, not a curated record
AUGGCUGGGGAACCUGGGCUCCCUGGUGUGGCUGGGGAACCUGGGCUCCCUGAGGUGGCGGGGGAACCUGGGCUCCCCGGGGUGGCGGGGGAACUUGGGCUGCCUGAGGUGGCUGGGGAACCUGGGCUCCCUGAGGUGGCUGGGGAAACUGUGCUCCCUGGUGUGGCGGGGAAACUGUGCUCCCUGGUGUGGCGGGGAAACUGUGCUCCCUGGUGUGGCGGGGGAACCUGGGCUCCCCGGGGUGGCGGGGGAACCUGGGCUCCCUGGGGUGGCGGGACACAUCUUCUGGACAUUUCAGUAUAUCACGGAGACCAUGAUCAACGGGGACUUUGUUUUGGGGUUAUGAUAUGUGUUCUGAGCUAUCAUGACAUAUUGCACGUAAAUGACAGACAAGAUGCCCAUGUUAAGAAAUCACGAAUGUUAGAAUCACGAAAUAUCAUUCAAGUGUUUCCGUUUGGCCCGCUGCCAGCCUCAUCUGUGGUUCAUGGACACGAACAUAUCGCAGCAGUUGUCAACCAGAUGAGUUUGCUUGAGAAAGAAAUUAACCAUCUGAAAGUGGAAUUGAACCACUUGAAAUCUGACGUCCCAGGAAUGGAGACGAGAGUCAUAAACAAGAUGGACAUUUUGGAGUUACUGCUGAGAUCGGAUUUGACAGAGAAGAUUGUACCUUCCUAUAUACGUCGUCAAAUAGAGUCGUUUGAUGCCACGGUAAACAGUCACGUGAUGUCCCAGAUUAGACACCUCAAGCGUGGAUAUGAGCAGAUGAAGCGACAGACACUGAGUCUCACAAGACAGUUGAGGGAGGUCGGACAGACUAAAACACAACAACCACUGGACACUGUGAAAGACAAAGAUGCAUGUGAACAGCAGGGGCUCCGUGGUGUGGCGGGGGAACCUGGGCUCCCUGGGGUGGCGGGGGAAUCCGUGGUCCCUGGGAUGGGUUUUGAACCCUGGCUCCCUAGGGUAGAGGGAGAAUCUGUGGUCCCUGGGGUGGCGGGGGAAUCCGUUGUCCCUGGAAUGGCUUUUGAACCCUGGCUCCCUAGGGUAGAGGGAGAAUCUGUGGUCCCUGGGGUGGCGGUAGAAUCUGGACUCCCUCGGAUGGCGGGGGAAUCUGUGGUCCCUGGGUUGGCAGGGAAACCUGGGCUCCUUGGGGAGGUGGGUUUACCUGGGCUCCCUGGGAGGCGGGGUACCCUGGGCUCCAUGGCACGACGGGGCAAUAGGGGCUCCGUGGUGUGGCGGGGGAACCUGGGCUCCCUGGCGUGGCGGGGGAACCUGGGCUCCCUGUGGUAG